Molecule: messenger RNA, 654 nt
Organism: Artibeus jamaicensis (Jamaican fruit-eating bat)
Lineage: Eukaryota; Metazoa; Chordata; Mammalia; Chiroptera; Phyllostomidae
Product: acyl-coenzyme A thioesterase 1-like
Biological process (GO): fatty acid metabolic process; acyl-CoA metabolic process
Molecular function (GO): fatty acyl-CoA hydrolase activity
Source: RefSeq, a predicted model, not a curated record
AUGAAGGUCAAGGAACUGAGAGGCCAAAGUAUUCAGUACAUCAUCCACCUGGUUGUUGAAGUCACAACAAAGGUAAAGGGCCCAGGAGUCGGGCUGCUUGAGAUUUCCAAAGGAGGUGAUCUCUGCCUCUCCAUGGCAUCGUUCCUGAAGAGCAUCACUGCCAGUGUCAUAAUCAAUGGCUCAGUGGCCAAUAUUAUAGGAGACUUACGCUACAAGAGCAAGACCCUGCCCCCGCUAGGUUUCAACCAAAAUCGCAUCAAGGUAACCAAAGACGGCCUUGUAGACAUUUUGGAUGUCCUGAACAGCCCUUUGGAAGGACCUGAGAAGAAGAGCUUCAUUCCUGUGGAAAGGGCUAAGAGCAAAUGGAAGAGUGAAUUUUAUGCUAAUGAAGCCUCUAAACGCCUACAGGUCCAUGGUAAGCAGAAGCCCCAGAUCAUCUGUUACCCCGAGGUGGGACACUAUUUUGAACCUCCUUACUUUCUGUGCCCCGCUUCCCUGCACAUUUUGGUGGGCAGACCUACCAUCUGGGGUGGGGAGCCAAGGGCUCAUGCCAUGGCCCAGGUGGAUGCUUGGAAGCAGCUCCAGAUUUUCUUCCACAAACACCUGGGUGGGGAAAAGGGGGUAAUCCCACCAAAACUGUACUCUUUUACUUGA